UCACCCACACAGACUGAGAUAACUGAUGCACCGGCAAUGUCAAAGUUGUCACGUUAUUAAGCGACCUCGGGGAUGUAUUAAUGAUCACAUAAACCUAAUUUAAACGAGAAUAACGGAAGAUAACCUUCGUUAGAAACAUCGGUUUACAUUUUUGAAGGCCGGCUUGAUUCCUUUUUUCUUUCUAGCCUCUUGUAGGCGUCGGAACUCGACAAGAUGCGCGUCAACAUUCAGAUGUUGAUAUCCCAUGGCCGGGUGGCCCGUAAAAUGGGUCUCGGUCCAGAGUCGCGAAUAAACAUGCUUCGGAACAUUCUUACCGGCCUCGUUCGACACGAGAGGAUAGAGACCACCCGAGGCAGAGCAGACGAAGUUCAAUUCUAUGCUGAAAAGUUGAUUGACUAUGCCAAGAAGGGAGACACUGACGAGAAAGCGAUGAAAAUGGCAAAUUUCUGGCUCACAGAAAAGGAUCUGAUCCCAAAGCUCUUCAAGGUCCUGGCUCCCAGGUUUGAGACCCAGCCCAAAGCCUACACCCGCAUGGCCCGCAUUCCCAACAGGGAGAACCUGGACAGGGCUGCUAUGGCCGUGCUGGAGUAUAAAGGCAACCCGUUCCCACCUCUCCAGACCGCCAAACGAGACAAUGAACUCACGCUACUCAACCAGCUCCUCAAAGGCUACAGAGAACAGCGGGCACAGCAGGCAGCAGCCAAGGUUGAGGCAUCAUGCAACCAGCCACACUGACAUUACAUGUAUUACAGUUUUUAGAUGUCUGGCUACAGUAUUUGACUUUCUAUGGACUCCACAAAAUAAAUGUGAUUGUUUGACAAUGUUACGAGUUCUGUUUAUGGCACUACUGUGAAUUUAAGAUGUGCUUAAAUCAAACAGGUUUGAUAUGCUGUUAUUAUUCCCUCUACCGGUUCAGAAACAUGUCCCCCAAACUUUUCAUUAUCAUCAUGGUUGAUGUCCUGUUUUUAAUCUCUCUACUGAUUCAGAAUAAACAUCAGACAGUGGCAAAUAGAGGCAGGAUGUUUUAUGAAAGCAACCACCUUCAGCCAGACAUAAUCACACACUCAUCAUGAGCUUCCCCAUUCAUUCUAUUUGUUUAGAUUCAAACCGUCUUUUAUUAAGAGCUGCUGUAGAGGUUGGUUUUUAAAUACUGGUAACUACUUGCCAAAAUUACCCCAAACCUAUUGCAAUUACAUUCAAUUGUACCGGCUCUCCGUUCUCCUUUGCCACUUGCCCGUAAGCGUCCCAAUUGUGAGGUUCCAGAAAAGUAAUUGUACUGUACCAAGAUGGAGUAGAUGUUUUGCACGAAUGCCCUUGCCCUUCUACAUCACAUUACACAUUCACACUGGCCAAGGUAUGAAAGAAACAGACCAGGCCUCUAGUAAAACCAACCAUUUUAAUUUGGCAAAAAGUGUAUGUACAGCGUAUUCAGAAUAUCCUAAUUUGACACCAUUAAAAUGCACUCAUUUCGAACAGUGCUUCAGUAAUGUGCUCUUAACCAGACCCUUCUAAAUAACCAGGAAGCUGUGCUGUUGUCUGUCAUGCAUAUAAAACCCUCACUCAUUUCCCGUUGCUCUUCUACUUGUGUCUGUGUAUAAUAGACAAAUACCAUAGAUAAGUUGAUCAUGCAGCUUGUUGUACAGGAUGACUGGAACCUGUCUGUCAAAAUCUAUUCAGUCAAGUAAUGGCAUCUGUAACCAUGGACAACAGUGGACUGUAAUGGCAAUAGAGACAAAUAUAUAUAUACGCCUACAGAGACAACCUUUAGAACACCAGAACGAUCUAAUUAAAGUGUCAUUCUUUUUUAGACUACAUUAUACCUUUGACUGUAUGUUCUCAUGUACAUAACAUGUGCUGUACCAGUCUGACCAAACCAAGCCUACUCCAGACAUUGUCUUUCUGUAGUAAAGGGCUAUUAAUUAAACCAUUAGAAACAGUCAA
Messenger RNA from Oncorhynchus kisutch (coho salmon), 1941 nucleotides. Its product is annotated as 39S ribosomal protein L17, mitochondrial. The transcript is spliced from 3 exons. Gene Ontology annotation, cellular component: mitochondrial large ribosomal subunit; ribosome. Bases 214 to 735 code for a protein of 173 amino acids. Gene Ontology annotation, biological process: translation. Gene Ontology annotation, molecular function: structural constituent of ribosome. The record is from RefSeq and is a predicted model, not a curated record. NCBI's taxonomy places the organism in Eukaryota, Metazoa, Chordata, Actinopteri, Salmoniformes, Salmonidae.